AGCCCCUGAUCUAUCUCUACUGCCCGGGCUUCCGAAUUCAAUGUUAGAUAGCAUUGAGAAUCAGGGAGCUGAACGACUACGAGUCUACGACCAUGAAGGUGUUGUCACCGUUGCGAUUGGCCAUGGCCAGCGUCAUUGUUGCCGAUGUCGUGGCGGGAUUCCGGUAUCCUGACUGUACGAACGGCCCACUGGCAAACAACACAGUAUGCGAUACAAAAGCAUCCCCGUCGGACCGCGCGGCGGCGCUGGUGAAGGCCAUGAAAAUUGAUGAAAAACUGGUGAACUUAGUUGAUAUGAGCAAAGGGGCCGAGAGACUUGGCCUGCCUCCAUAUGCAUGGUGGAGUGAAGCACUCCAUGGAGUUGCCUCGUCUCCCGGGGUGGUCUUCAAUCGGACCGGGGACGCCUUCUCAUAUGCCACCUCGUUUGCGAACACCAUCACCAUUUCUGCAGCAUUUGACGACGAACUGGUGCGCCGGGUGGCCAAUGUCAUCAGCACCGAGGCGCGCGCAUUUGCCAACGCCGGACUUGCCGGUCUAGACUACUGGACUCCCAACAUCAACCCUUACAAGGACCCAAGAUGGGGGAGAGGCUAUGAGACGCCCGGGGAGGACCCCGUCCGCAUCAAGGGCUAUGUGAAGGCGCUUCUUGAGGGGUUGGAAGGGGAAGACCCUGUCAAGAAGGUGAUUGCUACCUGUAAGCACUAUGCAGUAUACGACUUGGAGAGGUGGCAGGGCGUUACCCGGCAUAGGUUCAAUGCUGUCGUCUCACUGCAAGACCUCUCCGAGUACUACCUCCCCCCGUUCCAGCAGUGUGCCCGGGAUUCCAAGGUCGGCUCCUUUAUGUGCUCAUACAAUUCUAUCAAUGGCACACCGGCGUGCGCAAGCACUUACCUCAUGAACGACAUUCUGCGAAAGCACUGGAACUGGACCGAGCAAAACAAUUACAUCACCAGCGACUGCAAUGCUAUCCAGGACUUUCUACCCCAAUGGCACAACUUCUCUCAGACUGCAGCACAAGCAGCAGCAGCCGCCUACAAGGCCGGCACAGACACGGUCUGCGAGGUCCCAGGCUACCCCCCGUUCACAGAUGUUGUUGGGGCGUAUAACCAGACCCUGCUUCCCGAACCGGUUAUUGACACUGCUCUGCGACGGUUGUACGAGGGCCUCGUUCGGGUUGGAUACUUUGACCCGCCCAGCGCCAGCCCCUAUCGUUCAAUCGGCUGGUCCCAGGUCAACACCCCUGAGGCACAGGACCUAGCAUUGCAGUCAGCAGCGGACGGGCUGGUCCUCCUUAAGAACGACGGCACCUUACCGUUAAGCCUCGAGGGAAAGACGGUGGCACUCAUCGGCCACUGGGCAAACGCCACCAGACAGAUGCUCGGCGGGUACAGCGGCAUCCCGCCUUACCUGCACAGCCCCGUCUAUGCCGCUAGCCAGCUGAAUUUGACAUAUCGCUACGCGUCGGGGCCGGUCGCACCAUCCAACAACGCCACCAAAGACACCUGGACAGCUCCCGCUCUUGCCGCCGCCAACGAAUCGGACAUCAUCCUCUACUUCGGCGGCACCGACCAGACCAUAGCUGCCGAGGACAAAGACCGCGACUCGAUUGCCUGGCCCCCAGCACAGCUGACCCUCAUCCAGACUCUCUCCGCCCUAGGCAAGCCGCUCGUGAUCUCCCAGCUCGGCGACCAAGUCGACGACACCCCGCUGCUGCGCAACCCCAACGUCUCCGCCAUCCUCUGGGCAGGCUACCCGGGCCAGUCCGGCGGCGUGGCCGUCCUCAACGCCAUCACCGGCCGCUCUGCCCCCGCCGGCCGUCUGCCCGUCACCCAAUACCCGGCGAGCUACACCUCCCAAAUCCCCAUGACAGACAUGGCGCUCCGCCCAUCAACCUCCCCCUCCUCCGCCUCCUCUUUCUCCUCUACUGGCUCCCCAGGGCGAACAUACCGCUGGUACCCAACGAACAGCACAGUCCUCCCCUUCGGCUUCGGGCUGCACUACACCAGCUUCCGCGCCCGGUUCGGCGAGUUCGCCACGCUCCGCUUCCCCCGACCGUCGUCCCUCCUCUUGGGCUGCACUGCUGCGGAUAGCACUACUAGUAGUAGUACGCAGCAGCACAAGUACAAGGACCUCUGCCCCUUCCCGCCGCCAUCACAGAUGCCACUCUCGGUCUGGGUGUCGAACCAGGGGAACGUCACGUCCGACUAUGUCGCGCUGGUGUUCGUGGCCGGCGACUUUGGGCCGCGCCCGUACCCAACUAGAACGCUGGUGGGGUAUACGCGGCUGAGUGGGAUCCGGCCGGGCGAGACGGUGGCCGGGGUGGUGGAGGUGAAGGUCGGGGAUCUGGCGAGGGUGGAUGAGAUGGGUAAUAGGGUGCUGUAUCCUGGACGGUAUAAGUUGGUGUUGGAUGUGGAUCAAUCUGGACGGGGCAGUGAUGAGACGUUGAGUUUGAGGUUGGUGGCGGGGAUGGGGACGUUGUGGUGUUGGAUGAGUUUCCCCAGCCGAGGCUGUAGGUGGCAGGCACUCCAGAUCGCAGAGGAUGAGAAGGGGAACGGUAAGAUUGCGGGAGAGGAAUUGUCUGAGGAUACGGCAGUAAUAGCACGGCAGGGUCAAUAGUGCAUAUGAGGCAUGUUGACGAGAUACUUGUAGUAGU
Molecule: messenger RNA, 2652 nt
Organism: Chaetomium strumarium
Lineage: Eukaryota; Fungi; Ascomycota; Sordariomycetes; Sordariales; Chaetomiaceae
Product: glycoside hydrolase superfamily
Exons: 4
Coding region: 93-2615 (840 amino acids)
Biological process (GO): xylan catabolic process; arabinan catabolic process
Cellular component (GO): plant-type cell wall
Molecular function (GO): alpha-L-arabinofuranosidase activity; xylan 1,4-beta-xylosidase activity
Source: RefSeq, a predicted model, not a curated record